This is a messenger RNA of Zea mays, 8101 nucleotides long. RefSeq names its product SUPPRESSOR OF ABI3-5. The transcript has 13 exons. Gene Ontology annotation, molecular function: RNA binding. NCBI's taxonomy places the organism in Eukaryota, Viridiplantae, Streptophyta, Magnoliopsida, Poales, Poaceae. Gene Ontology annotation, biological process: mRNA splicing, via spliceosome. The coding region runs from base 713 to 3499 and encodes 928 amino acids. Gene Ontology annotation, cellular component: nucleus. The record is from RefSeq and is a predicted model, not a curated record.
GCCCGCCUGCCCAGCGAUAGCGCCAUAGCGGCGACCGGCGAGCUCCAAUAUCACGCGGAUCGGCGGCGGCGCCCUUGCCCCGGAGCCCCGCGGCGGCGCGGCCCUGUCCCCGUUCCCCGCCCCGGCGGUAGGCAGCCCCGUCUCCUGUCGAGCGCUCCCACCACCCCAGCCCCGGCGCCCCCGCUCCCAGCCCGACCGCUGUAUCCGCGGCGACCGGCGUCCCGAACGGACGCGGCCCGAGCGCCUGGCUCACAGAAAAUCUGCACACAAAACUACAAAAGUUUAAGGUCACCAAGAACCUUGCAGGAUAACACAAGUGCUGGAUUUUGGAAAUGGACCAUGGGCUUUAUGCUCCACAACAUGGAUGGGAGAACAACAGUGUAAUUGCAGUCUUUUCCUUUACUAACUACUGAAGAUGAUGAAAUAGCAGAAUUUUGGCCAUGUGAUUGGCCUCUGUGUAUCCAGCCUUUAGUUGUAAAGGAGUUCAAGAAGAGGCCGUUGCUUAAAUGGAAUGGAUUUACCUGCCUGUUCUGUAGAAUUUGUUGCUGACUCCACUUAUUCUGUUGAAUCUACAGGCAUCAAAUGGGUAUGGUGCAAUCAAUGAGCCAGAUUUUAGGUAAGGCAACUGGUCAUUUAGUGUUCUGUUAACUGGGAUAUUCAUGUCCUUUAUUCCUGUAAAAACGUCAUUUUUUUUUCUCUAGCAAGCUGAUAUAUGUUUUUAUUUGGUACUGGGUUAACUCUUCAACAAGUUCUCUUCUUUUGUGAUUUGUGUCAUGCAUUUAAUAUUUAUAUAGUGUUCUGUCAUAUUACCAUAUCUUCCCCUAUUAACUUAAUUUGCAGGUCUGGUGGAUCCUACAAUGGUAGGAGAUCUGUGGAUGAAGGUUUUCCUAGAGAUUCAUAUGGGAGGGGUGCAUACUGUCAGGAUACACAUGAUAGAAAUAUGUAUGCACCACCGCCAUCUGUUGGUGGAAUAUGGUCUCAGCCUCGAAGGAAUCAUGAUGAGGAAUAUGCAACUGCAAGAGAUCACAGAAGGCACAAUACUGAUUAUCACAAUGAUGGAAAACAUCAUGAGUUUGAUUCAUACAGAGUUGAUAGACUCCAUGAUAAUUAUCAUGCUACUGACAGCUAUUAUGAAUCUGGCAGUCGCCCUGAUUUUGGUGUUGAUAGGAGCAAAAGGAUUGGAAGCAGAGAAAGUGCGGAGUUUCAUGGUGAGUUUGAAGACCGGUACCACAGUUCUAACCAAAGCAGAGAUGACAGCUAUGAGAGAGAUCAUGAAUAUGGUCAUUAUGAUUAUGAUUCGGACCAUGAGAGAGGCAGGAGAGAUAGUAGCUGGAAAAGACGCGAUUCAUGCGAGAGCAAACGUGAAAGAAGUGGAUUAAGUCGUGAAAGAGAGGAAAGUCCAUACAUGCGCCAUAGCCGUUCUCGAUCACAUGGACGUGAUGACCGAUCAAGAUCAUGGUCUAGAUCAAGAUCUCCUCGUGCGAGAAGUCAUGGUCGGAACCAAAGAGAUGGCCUGUAUGAUGAUAAUCGAUUUGACAGAAGAAGGGAAUAUGAUUGGGAUGAUAGGAGGCAUGGUGAUUCAGUGGCCCCAUCUGCCACUGUUGUUGUCAAGGGACUGUCUAUGAAGACUAAUGAUGAUGACCUAUAUCAGAUUCUUUCUCAGUGGGGCCCUCUACGCAGUGUACGUGUGAUCAAGGAACGGAAUUCUGGCAUGUCUCGUGGAUUUGCUUUUAUUGACUUCUCCACUGUGGAAGCUGCCUGUAGAAUGAUGGAAGCUACUGGAAAGAGUGGUCUCCAAAUUGAUGGCAGGAAUGUGUUCUUUCAGUACAGUAGUAAACCAACCGGUGUAAUGGGUGGGUCUUCUCCUGGACAAGAAAAUCUUACAAGGCCUACUUAUGGGCCCCGCACUGUUGCUGCACUCUGUGACUGGAUUUGUUCUAUAUGCGGAUGUAUGAAUUUCGCCCGCAGGACCUCCUGUUUUCAGUGCAAUGAACCUCGUGCUGAGGAUGCUCUACCAGCUGAUGCGACAGGUUCCUCUCCACACUUUGGGAGAAAGGGAUCUGAACUAGGUCCAACUCAUGUUUUAGUUGUUCGUGGCUUAGAUGAAAAUGCUGAUGAGGAAAUGCUUCGGUACGAAUUUGCUAAGCACGCACCAUUAAAGGACAUCCGCCUUGUUCGGGAUAAGUUUACUCAUGUGUCUAGAGGUUUUGCCUUCGUUCAUUUCCAUUCGGUGGAAGAUGCUACGAAAGCUCUGGAAGCUACAAAUGGGAUUACACUCGAGAAAAACGGUCAGGUUUUGCGUGUAGCAUAUGCUAAAAGUACACAUGGACCUGCAUCAGGGGGCUCACAGUCAAACAGCCUUGCUGCAGCUGCCAUUGAGGCUGCAUCAUUUGCUCAACAGUAUGAUGCCAUAGGUUGGGCUCCAAAAGAGUACAAUCCUGAUGACAAACAGAACAGUAACUUUGAAUCUCAAAAAGACGAUGGCAGUGGCACAGCACAGUCGGGAUUUGUUUGGGAUGAAAAAUCUGGUUACUACUAUGAUUCUGCAUCUGGAUUCUAUUAUGACGGAACAACUGGCCUUUACUAUGACAGCAACUCUGGAGUUUGGUAUUCGUACGAUCAACAGACUCAACAGUAUGUCCCUUGUACUGACCAGAGCAAUACUAAGGCAGCCGGGGAGACGUCCAGUGAAAACAUGAUCUCAGAUAGUAUUUGUGGGAAAAAGGUUGUGAUCUCUGCGCCUGCUGCCACAAUUAAACAAAACAAGAAAACAUCACUCCCUGAUGCUGUUCAAGCUGCUGCAAAUGCAGCCCUGGCUGCAGAAAAGAGAGAAAAGGAGAAGGCAAAAGAGAUUAAGUUGGCCUCAAAAAGUAGUCUCAUAGCUAAUAAGAAGAAGAUGAACAAUGUCCUAGCCAUGUGGAAGCAAAGGAAUCAAGAAGGGCAGGCCGCACGGAUUGUCAUUGAUGACAAAGAACCACCAAAUUCUGAUGAUAGAUUUAAUCAUUCACAUAGUGGAACUGGUUUCUCUUCGAAAAGCAAGCCAAAUUUUGAAUUUGAAAAUGCUAUGGAUAAUUCUGUUCGCCAAGGAAUUGCAUCGACCCAAAUGUUGGAUUCUGAUGUAAAGCCUAGACCUGUCAGUAACAGCUUAGGUACUACAGUUAUGGGUGUCAUAAGAGGUUCUACUAGAGGAGUGAUCAAGUCGGAUACUACGUUUCAUGCAUUAUCUGAUGCCGGGAGCACUGAUUCCCGCACCACUAUAAUCACAAGAUCAAAUGGGUUAAUGACAAGUCCUGUGGAACUUGUAACUCCUGCACCCUACAAAACUGAUGUGUCUGCCUUAGUCUCUAAUACUUCAUCGGGAGUUUCUGGGAGUGGUAAACGUCGGUUUUCUGAGGCACCAGGGCAAUCCCAGUACAGGGAUCGAGCUGCAGAAAGACGGAAUCUGUAUGGAUCAUCUCUUCGCACUGAUGCUGUUGGAUUGGAUUCAACUUUUUAUUGAUUUUCUGGAAAUUACCUGUUGUCAAGCUGGUCACUAUCCGUCCCGAAAGGGUCCAAGUGAGAUAGGGUCGAUGCCAUUUCCUCCUGGCGUGGGUGAACGUUCUAAUGGUGAAAUUGGCAACAACGAAAACUAUGAAGUUAUUACCGCUGAUAGCGCAAUCGACGAAAGCAAUGUGGGUAACCGUAUUCUACGCAACAUGGGUUGGCAAGAGGGACUGGUAAGUUCAUGUCCCACAUAUUUCUCAGUUUGAGAUGCUCUCAGGCUUGAUAGCAUUUUCCAUGAGUGUUUAUGCCUCUUCUUUAUUUCUCUUGCUAAUGCAAUUGCAUCUGACUUUGCAAUCUAAUUUAUGUAAGUUUUUUAUGAGAAAAAGGUAAAUAUGCCUAUUUGUAAUAAGGCAGUUGUAUCAAAUUUAUUUUAAUGCAGCUCUCUGGUUUUAACCGGAGUACUUUGGAGCUUGGUACGCUAUUAGUAUGUUAGCAAAUCUUAAGCUUGUCUUGUUGAUCUCUUUACAGAAAUAAUUAAUGAAGUAUACCUCUGUGUCUUGACUUGAUUCUGAGUCCAUGUGCUUCCUUUGUGUCUAGACUCUACAAUGUAGGAAUCAGAAGUCACUGACAUACUUAGUCUGAGUGAGAAGAUGCCUAGUUUUUAGCCUAAGUGAGAAGAUGUCUAGUUUUUAGGUGCGUGCCUGUAGGGAAACAUCGCUUUGAGAACAAAGUGGUGGAAACUGAAAGGAAAGACGACAGAAGCCUUCAAGGAAAGGGUCAUCAAAGAGGGCACUCGGAAGAAGACAAACAAUAAUUGGGAGAAGAUGGCAACCUGCAUUCGGAAGGUGGCUUUAAAGGUGCGUGGAGCAAGUGAGCAACCAAAGGGAGUGGAGGCGAAGCUAAAGUUUUUUGGUGGUGGAAUGAGGAAGUCUAAAGGGACCUAUUAAGGAGAAGAAAGCAUGCUAUAGACGUUUGUACCAUGACAGGAGUGGACAACAUAGAGAAGUAUAAGGUAGUAAAAAAGACUCGUGGCAAAGGGUAGGGCGUACGAGGAUUUUUAUCAAACGUGAAGGAAGGAGGGUGAAAGGAGAGGACAUAUAUUGGGAUUGUUAGGGUUCAUGAGAGGAAGACAAGGGACUUCAACCAAGUUGAGUGUAUUAAGGACAAAACAGAGUACCUUUUCAUGGAGUAUGAGGUCAUAUGUAGAUGGUGAGGGUAUUUUAACAAAGUAUUUAAUGGGGACAAUGGGGAUGUAACCUUUACUACUCUUUCGAUGACACCAAUAAGCACUUUGUGCGUAGUAUCCAAGAAUCCAAGGGUAGAGAGGCAUUGAAAUGGAUGAAGGGGGUAAGAUGAUGGACCCUAAUGAUAUCUGAGACAUGGAUAUGCCUUGGGGACAUAGCUAUACUAUAGUUAACCAAGUUGUUUAACCAUAUCUUUUGGUCAAACAAGAUGUCUGACAAGUGGAGAAAUAUUUAAGGGAGAUAUUCAAAGUUGUAUUAGGUAUCGGGAAUUAAGUUUAUGAGCCAUACUACGAAGCUAUGAGAGAGUUAUCGAGCAUCAUCUCAAGGGAAUAACAACAAUCUCUGUGAAACCAAUUUGGUUUCGUGUCUAAAAAGUCAACCAUGGAAGCCAUUUUCUCAAUAAGACAAGUUAUGGAGUGAUGUAGGGAGCACAACCUACCCAUGGUUUUAAUUUACUUGGAGAAGGCCUACGAUAAAAUACCAAGGAAUGUUAUGUGGUGGGUUUGGUCAGACAUAAUGUUUUAGGGUGUGCUUGGUUCUGCUUUUAACACCUGUUUCUGCUUAAAAAAGUAGAAAGUUGGACCAUAGGUCUCCCACCCAGCCCUUGCUUUUCCCACCGCAGUUGCUUUUCCGUAGUUGAACUCAUGAAGGAGACAGAUUCUUGCUUUUCCAACGGUGGCAACAAAGUCAAGUUCGAAGAAUUUACCCACCUGACAUCGGUUAAGGGGCACUAGACUGUUAUUUCUCUUUCUUUCACCUUUUCUCUUUCAUCGUUUUCUUCACACUGUUCAAUCCAAAAGCUUAAGCUAUUAUAGAAGAAGGUAGUCAAUUCACUUAUACAUUUCAACAUCUUCACGCACGUGCAGCCAGAGAGGCGCAUACGUGGAAAUAAAGGGGCGGAGGCACAAACUUCUGUAGGUUUUGAACUUGAAACCUCUGAUUCCGAUACUAUGUUAGAGUGGAUGCAGUAACCAGUUCAACUCAAAAGUUUAAUCUAUUAGGAGAAGGUAGUCAAUCAACUUAUACACUUUAAUUUUUCAACACACAUCGAGUAGGGACCAAACAAAACCCAGAGAAAAGCUAGGGUUCGGCCGCAUGCCCUCCCACCAUCCCAGUACCAUAUCACUGUCCUCUACAGUAGCCUUGGCGGCUUCCGUAUGCGCGACCCCCUCUCCAGGAAGACGCUGUUUAGUUAUUUAGUUGUUUUUAAGUUAUUUUGUAGUUAUUUAUAUGUAUGAAAUGUUAUAAUAGGGGUUGAAGUAGACAUCUGAAUUAUUAGGAUAAAUUUAAUAUUUUGAAAUAGAUACGUAUAGGAUUUGGCGCUAAUAUUUAGUUAUGUUGUUAAACACAUUAUAAAAACAAGAAAAAAUGUCGCAUAUUUUUUGUGCAUUAUUUGCUUCCCACAACGAAAAACAUGAAAAAACAUUUGAAUCCAUAUUCAAAUUUUAUAUAUAUAUCAUUUGAGAAGAUAUAUGACAAAAUUUGACGUUUUCUUUUUAUGAAUCUUAACAAGUUCAAUGCUAAAAACAAGAAUACGGAUUUACACAACAGAUUAGCAGAUUCUUUAUUCACAAUCGAAGCAAAAACAAAAAAUUAACAUAUGAACCAAUAUCCGCUUGCAUCUCUAACUAUAAUGGUGAAAAUUAUGUCAAUCAUCACGAAUAAUGUUGCAUGUUGCACCACGGUCAAUUUGCAUAUAAACAGUCUUGCAAUAGAUCAUAUGAAGUCUACAUUCUCACAUCAGUUUGAACCAAACGACUUUUAGCUUUUUCACAACAAACAACUCUCAGCAGACAUCAUAAGCAAUUUUUCUCAAAGCAGACAACUGAACCCAGCGCACCUUUAAUGAAGUAUGUUGGACUCAUUAAGGACAUAUACAACAAUGUUGUGAUGAUGGAGACACGGAUGACUUUUCGGUUAGAAUAGGACUACAUCAAGGAUCAACUUUGAGCCCUUGUUGCAUUAGUGAUGUGUUACAAGGGGCAUAUAAGGGGAGAUGCCUUAGUGUAUGUUUUUUUAUGUAGUGCUAGAUGACAAAAGCCGGGCAGAAAAAUAGGAAAUUAGAGUUGUCACGGGAGACUCUAGAGCCCAAAGGUUUUAGACUCUUUAGAACUAAAACUGAAUAUAUGAGAUAUGAAUUUGGCACUACUACACAUGAGCAAGAUGUUUGGAGGCCAAGUAGUGCCCAUGAAAGAUAUCUUUAAGUAUUUAGGACCAAUGCUAUAAAGCGACGUGGAUAUCGAUUAAGAUGUUAGCCAUGAAUCAAACCUGUGUGGAUGAAGUGGCUUCAAGCAUGUGGUGUUUUAAAUGACAAGAGGGUACCACAGAAGCUAAAAGGCAAAUUUUAUAGGACGAUGAUUAUACCUGCUAUGUUGUAUGAUGCAGAAUGUUGGCCUAAAAAAAGACAUGUUUAAUAGACAAGUGUUGCGGAAAUGUGUGCGUUGCGUUGGGUUUGUGGCCGUAUAAGAAAGUAAUGAGUUUGGAACGAUGAUAUAUGUGGUAUGGUAAGGGUAGUGCCAAUUGAAGAAAAGAGGUCGAGAUGGUUUGGAUAUAUCCAAUGAAGUCCUCUAGAGGCACCAAUGCAUUUUGGAUUCUAAGGUGUGAUAGCAAUGAAAAGUGGGACAGGAGAAGACUGAAAUUGAUAUGGGACGAUACAAUAAAAGGAGACUUGAAUGGACAGAAUAUAGCACAAAAAUUAGUUUGAACAAGAGUGCAUGUAAAACAAGAUAUCCACGUGUCUAAAUCUUGUGGUUUUCUGUUGGGUUUGAACUCUAAACUAUCCAACUUGCGAUAAAAAGCUUCGUUGUUGUGGAUAAGAUGUCUAGCGUGGAAUAAAUAGUUUGUUGGACACGAGAAGUGAUUCCAUCCAGGGGAAAUCAGUGUGCCCAUAUUUCAUGCAUUGUGGAAAGUGCAAAAAAUAUUGUAUUGUAUUCCUUCUAAUGUGAGUGUGCAUUUGUAUUGUUUUUGUUUCUUGCAACUAUUACGCAAAUAUCCAGGGUCUCGGAAAGGAUGGCAGCGGUAUCAAGGAACCAGUCCAGGCAAAAUCCGUGGACGUCAGGGCUGGACUAGGAAGUCAGCAGCGGAAGGCUGAUCCAAUCCUGGAGGCCAAAGCCGGAGACAGCUACAAAACCAUCAUCCAGAAGAAGGCCAUGGCAAGAUUCAAGGAGAUGUCCUAGCUAGACCUUUUUUUUUUGUAUAUUCGGUUGUCGUAUUUUGUCGUCCGUAUACUUUUUUUUUUACAAUCUGUGCACUGUUUUGCUUGUGUUUUUUUUCUUCACAAACCUAGCCACUGAAUUGUGAUUUAUUAUCCUCAAAGGGGCACCGUGUUUAUCUUAUUAUUACUAUGUAGUUCGAGACCUGGAUGCUUUUUUUUU